Molecule: messenger RNA, 396 nt
Organism: Chenopodium quinoa (quinoa)
Lineage: Eukaryota; Viridiplantae; Streptophyta; Magnoliopsida; Caryophyllales; Amaranthaceae
Exons: 1
Coding region: 1-396 (131 amino acids)
Source: RefSeq, a predicted model, not a curated record
AUGGACCUGACUCGAAGAGGUGUUCAUGAUAAUAAGCAUACUAGGGCUGUUUACUUGGAAGAGAAGUUCGCGAACAAAAAGCUUGAACAUUUUGCUAACAUGUCUAACUAUUGUAAGCAAAUCAAGCUCCUUGCCGAUCAACUAGCCAACGUUGAUUGCCCGGUAUCUGAACGUAGGAUGGUUAUGCAACUAAUUGCGGGACUAACUAAGGGUGAAUAUGACACCGUGGCUGCUAUUGUCUCCCAAUCCGAGCCAACCCCGAAUUUCAACAAGGCUCGUUCAAUGUUCUUAUUGGAGGAAACCCGAAAGAACAAACAAGAAGAAAGUUGGAAACAAGCCCUCAUCGUUACAUACGCUAACACCUUGUCUCCACCACAUCAACCGUCAGUUGCGUAG